This is a messenger RNA of Orycteropus afer afer, 1142 nucleotides long. It is a transcript of the gene TEX30, whose product is annotated as testis expressed 30. Lineage: Eukaryota; Metazoa; Chordata; Mammalia; Tubulidentata; Orycteropodidae. The record is from RefSeq and is a predicted model, not a curated record.
GUAGCGGAACGCGCUGGCCGGUGCGGCGAGGCGGUCGCUUCGAGCUUGGUAGUUUGCUCCCUGAAGGGAGUGAGGGCGGUUAGGUACACUCGGUCACUUUUCCCUUCUCUGGGAGAUGUCCUUUGCUUCUCAGAUGUAAUGCACUUUAAGUUUGUUAUUCAGCAGUGAAAAUGAGUCAUUCAGAGGUUAAAUUAAAAAUACCUUUUGGAAACAAACUACUAGAUGCUGUUUGUUUGGUACCUAACAAGAACUUAACAUAUGGAAUCAUUCUUACACAUGGAGCAUCAGGAGAUAUGAAUCUUCCUCAUUUGAUGUCACUGGCAUCCCAUCUUGCAUCUCAUGGGUUUUUUUGCCUGAGAUUUACCUGUAGAGGACUUAAUAUUGUACAUAGAAUUAAGGCAUAUAAAUCAGUUUUGAAUUACCUAAAGACCUCAGGAGAAUACAAACUUACAGGUGUUUUUCUUGGAGGUCGUUCAAUGGGUUCAAGAGCAGCUGCUUCUGUAAUAUGUCAUAUUGAGCCAGAUGAUGCUGAUGAUUUUGUUCGAGGUCUCAUUUGUAUUUCUUAUCCACUGCACCAUCCAAAGCAGCAGCAUAAACUGAGAGAUGAAGAUCUCUUUCGUAUAAAAGAUCCCGUACUCUUUGUGUCGGGCUCAGCAGAUGAAAUGUGUGAAAAGAACUUGUUGGAGAGAGUGACACAGAAAAUGCAAGCUCCUAGUAAAAUCUACUGGAUUGAGAAGGCAAAUCAUUCCAUGGCAGUGAAAGGACGGUCAACAAAUGAUGUUUUCAAAGAAAUAAAUACACAGAUUUUGUUUUGGAUCCAAGAAAUCACUGAAAUGGACAAGAAAUAAUUGCCAUUAGUUAAAAGCCAUGUUAUUUUGAAUACAAAUACAGUUAAUUUAAUAAAACACAGGAUAACUCUCAGCACUAUGAGAUAUAUUUCAGACUAACUUACUGUUCUUUACUGUUUCCUUUAAUUUUUAAAUAUGUUUUAAUGGUGAAAUUAAUGUCUUUUACAAAAUUUCUUUUGAAAGCACUGUUCUAGUUGUAUAAAGAUGAUGUACAAAUAUUGAAGGUGGUCUAAAUAUAAUUUAUUUUCAGUAGUAUAGUUAAAGUUUUGAAAAUAUUAAACAUUUUCAAUUUUG